UGUGUGUGUGUGUGUGUGUGUGUGUGUGUGUGUGUGUGUGUGUGUGUAUUUAUUUUCUGUAUUUGUUUAAUGUGAACCAGGUGGUCAGCAUCAUUGAGUCUCGGGCCAGAGGUUUGGACCUUCUGGCUCAUAACUACUACGAGCUGCUGUACUCGUUCCAUAUCAACAGACACAACUACAGAAAAGCAGGAACAGUGAUGUUUGAGUUCGGGAUGCGUCUCGGUCGAGAGGUUCGGACUCGUCUUGGUCUUCAGAAACAGGUGAACUGUUACCUGGCUGCUCUCAACUGUCUCCGUCUCAUCAGACCAGAGUACGCAUGGAUCGUCCAGCCGGCCUCCGGAGCUGUGUACGAACGUCCAGGAGCUUCUCCAAAGAGGAACUCUGACGGAGAGUUUUCUUCUGAACCAGUCAAACAUCAGGUGGACAUUCUGGAGCUGAAGGACCUGGAGAAGGAAUACAUCUUGUCUCGUAGCCGUCUCACGCUCGCUCAGUACCACCCACCAUCUGCUGCUAUCGCUGGUACACUGUUAACACCUUCUACACCGUUAGCACCUUCUACACCGUUAGCACCGUCUACACCUUUAGCACCUUCUACCCUUUUAACACCUACACCUUUAACACCUUCUACUCUUUUAACACCUUCUACUCCUUUAACACAUAUAUAUACAGUUGUGUGAAAGUGUUUGCCCCCUUCCUGAU
This is a messenger RNA of Anarrhichthys ocellatus (wolf-eel), 699 nucleotides long. Its product is annotated as nuclear pore complex protein Nup160-like. The transcript is spliced from 4 exons. Gene Ontology annotation, molecular function: structural constituent of nuclear pore. The record is from RefSeq and is a predicted model, not a curated record. Bases 198 to 677 code for a protein of 159 amino acids. Lineage: Eukaryota; Metazoa; Chordata; Actinopteri; Perciformes; Anarhichadidae. Gene Ontology annotation, cellular component: nuclear pore.